This is a messenger RNA of Cordyceps militaris CM01, 1239 nucleotides long. RefSeq names its product formamidase. NCBI's taxonomy places the organism in Eukaryota, Fungi, Ascomycota, Sordariomycetes, Hypocreales, Cordycipitaceae. Bases 1 to 1239 code for a protein of 412 amino acids. Gene Ontology annotation, molecular function: hydrolase activity, acting on carbon-nitrogen (but not peptide) bonds, in linear amides. The record is from RefSeq and is a predicted model, not a curated record. The transcript is spliced from 2 exons.
AUGCCUGGCAAGAUUCGCACCGCUCAGACCGUCUCGUUUGACGUGCCUGCCAGCGAGCAGCCUGGCCUGCAUAACCGCUGGCAUCCAGACAUCCCUAGCAUUGGCUCCAUCGAGCCUGGUGAGACGGUCAAGAUUGAGUGCCUCGACUGGACCGGCGGCCAGAUUGGCAACAACGACAGCGCCAACGACGUGCGCGACGUCGACCUCACUAAAAUCCACUACCUAACCGGCCCCUUUGACAUCGAGGGCGCCGAGCCGGGCGACCUCCUCGUCGUCAACAUCACCGACGUCCAGCCCUUUGACCACACCCCCUGGGGCUUCACCGGCAUCUUCGCCAAGGAGAACGGCGGCGGCUUCCUCGACGAGCACUACCCCAACGCCGCCAAGGCCAUCUGGGACUUUGACGGCAUCUACUGCUCGAGCCGCCACAUCCCCGGUGUGCGCUUCCCGGGGCUAAUCCACCCGGGCAUCCUCGGCUGCGCGCCCUCGCACGAGGUCCUCGCGGAGUGGAACCGCCGCGAGGGUAGCCUCGUCGCGGCCGGCGCCGCCUCCCACCCGGGCAAGAUCCUUGCCCAGCUGCCCAACACGGUCAACGCGCACGCCGGCGGCGCCGACGCGGCGCUCGCGGCGCGCAUCGCCCGCGAGGGCGCCCGCACCAUCCCCGGCCGCCCGGAGCACGGCGGCAACGUGGAUAUCUGCAACAUCUCGCGCGGCUCCAAGACGUACCUGCCCGUGCACGUCGCCGGCGCCAAGUUCUCCGUCGGCGACCUGCACUUUAGCCAGGGCGACGGCGAGAUUAGCUUCUGCGGCGCCAUCGAGAUGGCCGGCAUCAUCAGCAUCCGCUUCAGCCUGAUCAAGGACGGCAUGCGGUCGCGCGCGGUGCCGCACCCCGUCUUCCUGCCCGGCGAGGUCGCGCCGCACUACGGGCCCUCGCGCUACCUAACGUUUGAGGGCUUCUCCGUCGACGAGCACGGCGGGCAGCACUACAUGGACGCCACCGUCGCGUACCGCCAGGCCUGUCUGCGCGCUAUCCAGUACCUGAAGCAGUUUGGCUACUCGGGCGAGCAAAUCUACCUGCUGCUGUCCUGCGCACCCGUCCGCGGCACCAUUGCCGGCAUCGUCGACAUUCCAAACGUGUGCACCACGUUGGGCAUUCCCAUGGAUGUUUUUGAGUUUGACAUCUCCAUCGAGUCGGAGCCCGUCAAGCGCGACUUGGGGGCCUGCGCCCUCACGAGCUGA